AUGGCCAGCUUUGACAGCGGCGACGAACUCGCCUACCUGAUGCCUGGCUUUGACCUCAACUCUCUAACCGUCCCGCGACUUCGAUCCAUUCUCGUGAAUCAUGACGUUCCUUAUCCCACAUCCGCGAAGAAGGCGCAGCUGAUAAGCAUCGUGGAAUCCGAUGUGCUACCAAAAGCGAAACAGCUUCUACGCCAACGCGAUCGCAUACACGAACAAAGUACACCAAAGCACUUUUAUGCGACCACGCCAACAAUGGACGAGAGGAGGAAACGUAAAACCGAGCCGCCGCUGUUGACCAGAUUAAAGCAAGAAGGUGGUAUCAUGGUGCCAACUAGCGCAACAUUCGAGGCCCCAGUUUCCGGACUCAGGCCUUUUAAAGCAGAAGAGUGGGAGGAAGAAGAUAUCGAGCCUAGAGAAGAAUUUACACCAGAUGAACAGCUCGCUCUAAUGCAGGCACAAGCUACACCUCGAAAGGCAGUCGUGAAGCGAAGGCCAGCAAGUCAGGGGAAAAGCGCGCAGCUUGCGUCCUGGUUCGUUAUCUUUACACUACUGUCCAGCAUUGGGCUGUGGUGGAGAAAAGAAAAGGUUGAGAUAGGAUACUGCGGUGUUGGCAAAAAGCACUGGUCUCUCGAAGGCACCAAGGUUCCCAAAUGGGCAAACGCAUUGGAGCCAAAAUGCGAACCAUGCCCACAACAUGCGUUCUGCUAUCCCAGCCUCGAAGCUAGUUGUGAGCAAGAUUUUGUCCUAAAACCGCACCCGUUGUCUCUCGGGGGUUUGAUUCCCCUGCCUCCGACUUGCGAACCGGAUAGUGACAAACUACGCCGAGUCAAAGUUGUUUCAGAUAAAGCAGUUGAAGAGUUGAGGGUACAGAGAGCAAAAUAUGAGUGCGGCGAGGCGAACAAGGAUGGUAGUAAGAAAGUCACCUCUCCUAGGAUGACAGCUGCCGAACUAAAGCAGCGAGUUAGCAAAUCCAAACGAAAGGGCAUGAGUGACGAGGAAUUUGAGGAGCUCUGGAAGGGAGCGCUUGGGGAAAUUGCUGGUAGGGAAGAGGUUACGGCUAAGACUCAAGGCCCGAGCUCGUCCCCGAUCAUCACGUUUAGCUCCUCCUCCCUCGCGAAACUCUCCCUCCCCUGCGCGGCCAAGCGGCACCUUCGACUCUCUCUCCUCGCGUAUCGACUCCCUAUUCUCAUUUUAGUACUGUUGGCUUCUAUCCUUAGCUAUACUCGCGCUCAAAUUCUCGCAAAGCGGUCCGAUGCAGCUCGUGUUCCGUCUCUAGUUAGCAUGACCCUGGACCGUUUGGCAACACAGGCUGCCUUACAUGCACGUGGAGAAGCAUUGGAGCCGUGGAUAUCAGCUGGACAACUCCGCGACGAUGUUUUACGAGAUGAGUUAAGGAGGAGUCGGCGAGAGCAUCUUUGGAACCGUGUCAAAAGAAUCGUCGAGGGGAACGCCAAUGUGCGAGCAUCUGUCCGAGAAGGGCGUGGCGGUGACGUGUCGAGAGUCUGGGAAUGGAUUGGCGGUAUUCGAGCAAUUGGCGGAGACUUGGAGUCGCCGAGCAAUCGAUUGGAAAGCUCAAGAGUCAGGUUUUCCUUGUUGCCACAGGAGUCUAAAGUCGCAUCCAAAGAGAUUCCAGAAGGCCGAGAGAUGAAGAAAUGGGAUGAAGGCAGACCGGUUUACUGA
This is a messenger RNA of Uncinocarpus reesii 1704, 1680 nucleotides long. RefSeq lists its product as uncharacterized. The record is from RefSeq and is a predicted model, not a curated record. Gene Ontology annotation, cellular component: nuclear inner membrane. Gene Ontology annotation, molecular function: chromatin binding. The transcript is spliced from 3 exons. The coding region runs from base 1 to 1680 and encodes 559 amino acids. NCBI's taxonomy places the organism in Eukaryota, Fungi, Ascomycota, Eurotiomycetes, Onygenales, Onygenaceae.